AUGAACGACCCCGAACCGCAGUCCCUGCCGCAAACCACCCAUGCAUCCUCCGCCGUGACCCCUACCGCUCUUCCGUCCGACUUGGAUGCCAAUCGCAACCCCAUCUAUCCUGACCUGCUAGGCGCUCCCCCGAUUCCACCGCCGAGGACUUCAUCUACCCAACGAAGUCACCACGGCUCGAGCUCGAAAGCGACGGCCUCCUCCAGCGAAAGAGCAUCAAGUUCGCGCCAUGGAAAGAACAAAGCUGAGGAUCGGAGCGCGAUGCAGUCUGACAGGGAGGUCGAGGACUUGUCGGGGAUGACAGGCGCCCGUGGUCAGCCUGUGUUAUCAUCCGCGGUCGAUGCACACUCGGACGAAUUGCCCGAUCCGUUCCCCGACCAGGCAACAUUAGCUAAGGAGUCCAGUACCGUGCUCAAUCAAUUGCUGGUGAGCGACCCGGCCGUGGAUAUCGAGCGCGAACAGGUACGGCAGGGAGGCGCGUCGAUAUCGCCAUCGACCGAGGCUGCGCCUACGUCCGGGUUGAGUCUGGUGGGAAGCGAUGGGGUGGAUGAUGGAGGUCGCGGUGGGCUUCGCAGUCGCCACGACUACAACGAGAACGCAGCAAAGCGCAAGGAGACGACAUUUGGGCAGUACAUUCUGGGUCAGACUCUGGGGGAGGGUGAGUUUGGAAAAGUCAAAUUGGGCUGGAAGAGAGACGGGACCAUCCAGGUUGCGAUUAAGCUCAUCCGGAGGGAAUCUCUGGGGUCAAACCCCAGUCGGCUGCCCAAGAUUUAUCGCGAGAUCUCAAUUCUGCGCGACCUUGCCCACCCGAAUAUCGUCCGGCUCCACGAGAUGGUCGAAACUGAUCGCCAUAUCGGUAUUAUCAUGGAGUAUGCUUCUGGAGGCGAGCUAUUCGACCACAUCUUGAACAACCGAUACCUCAAGGAUAAUGCAGCCCGUCGCCUCUUCGCGCAAUUGGUCUCCGGUGUCGGCUAUUUGCACAAAAAGGGAAUUGUACAUCGUGAUUUGAAGCUGGAGAACCUGUUGCUCGACCGCAAUCGAAACAUCAUCAUCACCGACUUCGGGUUCGCCAACACUUUUGAUCCUGCCGAUGAGCUUGGCGAGGAGAUCGAGUACAACCUGGCCAACAAAGAUUUCGUGAAGAGGAUGCGCUUGGACAAGCCGAACGCAAAAGGCCUUCGACGAGGUGAUUUGAUGCAGACUAGCUGCGGCAGUCCUUGCUACGCGGCUCCGGAGCUGGUAGUCAGUGACUCGCUUUAUACUGGGCGCAAGGUCGACGUUUGGAGCUGCGGUGUGAUCUUGUAUGCCAUGCUGGCCGGCUACCUGCCGUUCGACGACGACCCGGCGAAUCCGGACGGUGACAACAUCAACUUACUUUACAAAUACAUAGUUACAACUCCUUUGACGUUCCCUGAAUAUGUGACCCCCCACGCACGCGAUUUGCUGAGGAGGAUUUUGGUGCCUGAUCCGCGGAAACGAGCCGAUCUUUUUGAGGUUGCCCGCCAUAGCUGGCUAAGCGAGUACUCACAUGUUGUGUCACACAUCACCAGCAGCACAACCAAGGUCGCCGACAUCGCCACCACUACGGUACCCUCAGCCGAGCCCCACAAGGAAGUCCCGUUACUGGCACGGAGUGCAUCUGUCAGAGAGCCACCCAAAGCAUACCAAAAUACAGCCCCGCCUGUGGGAGGAUUGAUUCAUCAUGCCGGAGACGUCUCGCAGGAGCAGGCCACCGAAAAGGCGAAGAGUUCUAGAGACACCAAACGGCGAACCGUCCAGGUCGAAUACGUUGCCCCCCAGUCUCAAACGGUAAGAGGCGAACAGUUCACUGGUACGGAGCACGCUCACGUGGAGCCUUCUGGAGCCUUCGAACCGUCAUCACGGAGAGCGAGAUCAGGGAGCCGAGGUGGACCUGUCGAUAUGCCGGCAGGCACUUCCCAUCAAAAUAUGGCUGGAGAAUCCAGCGCACGAAUUGGAGACUACAAGGCGACCGCUGGUUCGGCGCCGGCCCCGGUAUCUGGGCAUUUGCCUCGCUCGACAUCAGAUACUGCAGCGCUUACGGGGCCGAUGCCGACAUCGGCCACUCAUGCUACGCGCCCCACGACUGGCGGGUCAAUGGCCUCGUUCAACGCGGGCCGUUUGCCAUCAAGGGGAUCGUAUGGGCAGCCUGUGGCACCAACUGUGGCAGCGACCAAUGCCCAGGGCCGGCUGGCACAGCCAAAAAGCCGGCAAUUCAGUAUCUCUGCUCCCAUGCCACAUGAUAGUUCACAGCAGUCGAUUGGCCAGCCCAGCACGCAGCACCUUCCACCCAAAUUCAAUACCACACCCCGGCAAGAGCCGCCCAAGGGUCACAAGAGAUCGAACACUGUGUCCAGUAUUGGCGAGAGGCUCUUUGGCCGGUCUGGAUCCAUCUUUGGCGGCCGCGGAGGGCAAGCCAGUGGCUCGCGACAGCGCAAUGGCAAGCGUUAUCCCCCCACUAGCAUGAAGGAGCCGUACGGAGGAGACGAUACGCGGAUGUCGAUGGACUCACGACGCUCGAUGCAAUAUGGCUAUAAUCGCAAGGCGAGCGAAACUGGUGUCGAAAACCGACCCCGGAGGUUCUCGCUUCUUCCGCCAUCUUUCUCGUUGAAAGGCUUCUCCUCCAGCCGAUCACAAACCCCGGACGAAGAAUCGCAAACGGAUCGUUCCACCGAGAAUCGCCUAGAGCAACCCCCGUCUUCUGGUGCAAUUCGAUCGCGUGCGCGUGCUACCAGUUACGGAACGCAGGAUGCGAUCGCCAUGGCGACGGACGGUGCACCAGGGGACGAGAUCCUCACUCAGGAUGAGCCCAUUAAUUAUCAGGCCCGGAUUGACCAGCAGUUUGCGAUCUUGCAUUCUAACCAGUCUGGCCUAUACCAGCCCACUUCGUACAGUGCAGCAUCAGCGGAGCAGGUUUACCCGAAUGAAAAUGACCACUAUUACCGAAACCAAAGCGCCAACCACUCAACGCCUAACUACUACGAUGAUUCCACUGGGACCUUCGAUAAAGGAUCUCAACCGUCAAUGCAGGCGGGUCGACCCGGACGGGGUCCGGGCGUCUUGCCCAAGAACCAUCGCAAGUUUGCUGACGCGUAUGAGUACGAGCGCGAUUUGGCCCACCGCCCCGGUAGCUCUGGCGCAGCCAGAAAAGUGAUGGACUUCUUCCGUCGCCGAGCCAAGUCCCGGGCCGGGGAUGACCGGUAG
Messenger RNA from Aspergillus brunneoviolaceus CBS 621.78, 3222 nucleotides. RefSeq names its product putative serine/threonine protein kinase (Kin4). The record is from RefSeq and is a predicted model, not a curated record. Gene Ontology annotation, biological process: microtubule cytoskeleton organization; intracellular signal transduction; protein phosphorylation. Gene Ontology annotation, cellular component: cytoplasm. Lineage: Eukaryota; Fungi; Ascomycota; Eurotiomycetes; Eurotiales; Aspergillaceae. The coding region runs from base 1 to 3222 and encodes 1073 amino acids. Gene Ontology annotation, molecular function: protein serine/threonine kinase activity; tau-protein kinase activity; ATP binding. The transcript is spliced from 3 exons.